CUCCAUUUGUCCAGUCUGUUGAUAAAACUUGGAUCGCAGCCGUUGAUAUUUCAAUUUUCAAAAACAUGACAGCCGUCAGAUCUAGGGCUUCCGUUCAAAGGCUCUCGCCUCUCCGCAGAAGCUAAUAUUCUGCCCUUGCUGCCGCUUCCGCCCACUUCUGUUGUGUGUCGCAGCCGAGAGAGGGAGGAAGAAGAGAAAAGGUAGAAGAAUCGAAAAUGGUGCAGCGUCUCACUUACCGCAAGCGCCACAGCUAUGCGACCAAGUCCAACCAGCACCGAAUCGUCAAAACCCCAGGUGGAAAGCUUGUGUACCAGACCACCAAGAAGAGAGCCAGUGGACCCAAGUGCCCCGUUACUGGGAAGAGGAUCCAAGGGAUCCCACACCUGAGGCCUGCUGAAUACAAGAGAUCUCGGCUACCAAGGAACAGAAGGACCGUGAACAGAGCAUAUGGUGGUGUUUUAUCGGGAGGUGCUGUAAGGGAAAGGAUCAUAAGGGCAUUCUUGGUUGAAGAGCAAAAGAUUGUCAAGAAGGUGUUGAAGAUUCAGAAGGCAAAGGAGAAGCAGUCUUCAAAGGCCUAGAUCAGCUCCAUCCAAUGACAUGAAUGUUUUCGUUAUUUGCUUGUGGUUUUUAUCCUAAUCAAAUUUUGAGUAAACA
Molecule: messenger RNA, 654 nt
Organism: Linum trigynum
Lineage: Eukaryota; Viridiplantae; Streptophyta; Magnoliopsida; Malpighiales; Linaceae
Source: the annotation of a GenBank genome assembly